Messenger RNA from Cheilinus undulatus (humphead wrasse), 3337 nucleotides. RefSeq names its product nucleobindin 2a (gene nucb2a). The record is from RefSeq and is a predicted model, not a curated record. The transcript has 13 exons. Gene Ontology annotation, cellular component: endoplasmic reticulum-Golgi intermediate compartment; extracellular exosome. NCBI's taxonomy places the organism in Eukaryota, Metazoa, Chordata, Actinopteri, Labriformes, Labridae. Gene Ontology annotation, molecular function: calcium ion binding. The coding region runs from base 88 to 1575 and encodes 495 amino acids.
GACGCACUCAGCCUAACAUGCUGACUAGCGAGCUAGCUACCGACACAGCUCCAGCUGAGAGGAAGCAACGGGAGGAAAGAAGAACAGAUGAGAUUCAGGUGUCAUAUUAAAAUGUCCUGGAGCCGGGCCCUUUUCACCGGCUGGGUUCUUCUGCUGGUCCAGCUGCUGUGUUUAGAGGCAGUGCCCAUCAGUAUGGACAAGACAAAAGUCAAAGAGGCAGAGAAACAGAAUGAAGAACCACCCGCCAGCGUGGAUACUGGACUCCACUACGACCGCUACCUCAGAGAAGUUAUUGAUUUUCUAGAAAAAGAUCAGCACUUCAGAGAAAAGCUCCACAACACAGACAUGGAGGACAUCAAGCAAGGCAAGCUGGCCAAAGAGCUGGACUUUGUCAGCCAUCAUGUCAGAACAAAGCUGGAUGAGUUGAAGAGGCAGGAGGUGAACAGACUCAGAACUCUGAUCAAAGCCAAGCAAGACAUCGAAGGAGGGAACGAUAUAGCUGUGGACCACCAGGCUCUGUUGAAACAGUUUGAGCACUUGAACCACAUGAACCCACAUACAUUUGAAGUGGAUGACCUGGAUCGGCUCAUCAAAUCGGCCACUAAAGAUCUGGAAAAUUUUGACAAAGAGAGACACGAUGAAUUCAAGAGGUAUGAAAUGAUGAAAGAGCAUGACAGACGAGAACACCUGAAAACGCUCAAUGAGGAUGAGAGAAAGAAAGAGGAGGAGCACUAUGAAGAGAUGAGGAAGAAGCACGCUGAUCAUCCUAAAGUCAACCACCCAGGUAGCCAGAAUCAGCUGAAGGAGGUGUGGGAGGAAGCUGAUGGCCUGGACCCUGAAGACUUUGACCCCAAGACCUUUUUCAAUCUGCAUGAUACCAAUGGAGAUGGCUUUUUCGAUGAACAAGAACUGGAGGCGUUAUUCACCAAAGAGCUGGAAAAAAUCUAUGAUCCUACCAAUGAAGAGGAUGAUAUGGUAGAAAUGGAGGAAGAGAGGUUACGCAUGAGAGAGCAUGUUAUGAAUGAGGUGGAUUCUAACAAAGAUAGACUGGUCUCUUUAGACGAGUUCCUGGUUGCUACAAAGAAAAAAGAAUUCCUGGAGCCAGAUAGCUGGGAGACCCUGGAGCAGAACCAGGCAUAUACAGAUGAUGAGAUGAGGGAGUUUGAGGAGCACCUUGCUCAGCAGGAACAGGACCUCCACCUGAAGGCUGUGGACCUCCAGAAACAGAGAGACGAGCUGGAGAGACAGCAGGAGCAGCUCAAUGCACAGAAAAUGGAGCUACAACAAGCAGUUGAGCAUAUGGAACGGCUGAAAUCACAGAAAGUAGACCCUCCUCCUGAAGUUCACGUUGAGGGAAAUGCUAUCCCAGAGGUACAUGCAGUUGAUGACCAGUUACAUCUUGAACUAGAGGCCCAACAGGCCCAUCAAGCCGCACCUCCAGCUCCCCAAGAUACACUUCAGGAACAUCAUGAACCUCAAAGUCAAGACCUGGCCCAGCAAGGUCUCCCUCAGACACACCAGGAUCUGCCCCCAGGACACCAAGAAGCAGCACAAGGCCAAAAUAACAUCCCAUAACAGUGCUCUCCGAACUCCUACAGCCAGACUUUUCAGCAGCUCCACCUCAGUGAGCAGAGGAGGAGUUCAUCCUGAGUAUUACGUCUCUUAACAAGCAUGACUCUGGGGUUUGGAGGACUCUUGAGAUGAAGGAGAGCAGCACUAAAGAAAUCCCUGGGUUUGAUUUAAAAAAGAAUGAGGACAUUUGAAACUGUGCAAACUUUUCCAUAAGCAAUGAAAAACAUGGUUGGUAAUACAGUGGUACAAGAAGUUUAAUUUUGUUGAGCUGUCUUUACCUGCUGUUGACUGUAUAAAAGUACAGAACCUCUAAAAUGACAUGCACACUGUCUGUGUGAGGGAGUAGGGUGUCCAAAGCAGUUUAUCUGUUUCAUUUUAAUUUUCUGACUUGACUGGUAAAAUACCAACAGAAAUCUUUAAAAUAGAGUAAUGAGCUUAUAUUUGUCAACUGUUGUGAAUGAUUUUUUUUACUAGACUGCAUCAAAAACAUUUGAAAAAGUUACUGUAAGAGACCAUUUUUAAGAUUUUAUAUUCCCGCAUUAACAGCUAAAGAGCCACUAUAAUUUAAACAAGGAAAACCCAAUUAUGGAGUAUAUUCAUGCCCUAAAUGGAACUAUCAGAUUAAAAUACGAGUAUGUACGCAGACAUGUAAAAAUAUAAUUUCAGAUCCUAAUGUGGCCAGAAAAUUAAUAUAUUUGAACAAAAAUGCUCCCAUGAGUUUUUGUAAAAAUGACUUUGCUUUCUUUAAGACUACGGCUGCUGCUUCAGAUUUUCUACUGUAGGAAACGCGUGCUCUGCCUGAAAAGACAACAGGUACAGAACUACAGACAUGGGCCACAUUAUGGAUACUCUGCAGCUGUUUUCCAGCUGUUUGACUUUAAUGCUUUCAUAAAGGCCACAAGUUCUUACAAAUAGAGAAUGGUAAUGAACAUUUGGCCCAUCUUCAUCACCACUUAAGUCCCACUGAUGCUUGUGAAAUGGGAGUUGUUUGCAUAAAUGUGACUCACAAGUUAUUAAUUUGCUUUCAAAGUUUAAUUGGCGUUUAGUUUUGUUUUUCAUGCACUGAAUGUGUAUGUGACAUGUAUUUAUGAGUUGAUCAUUAUUGAUCAGGAUUUUUAAUUAGUUUAAAGAAAUAGUUCUGUUGUCAAGAAGCUAUCCAUUACAGUGUUGGCAUUUAUUCUAGUGUCUUGUGUCAAGUGUUUGGUGUAAACAGUUUAUGGAUUUGUUAAAUUAGGUUUGUUAUGUUGAGGACUUUAUCAUGAAAAGGGAUACUCUGUUGGCUGGUUAGAGCUGAGCCUGAUUUUAGCAGUUACCUCUGAAAGAUUUACAUUCAGUUGACUUCAUCGUACUUGGCACCAGAUGUGUAAUUGGUCCUUAAUUUUGAAAUCUUAAUUGCAUGGCAUAUUUUCCCCCUAAAUGACCAUUUCUUUGCUACUGCAAUGCUUUUCAGGAUGCUUUUGUUUCCAAGUUAUGACGUGGUUUGGCAAAGUAUUUUCCCUACAGAGGGAGGCUUCUGUUGAGUCCAGUGUAAUGACAUGUCUGCCUUAUUAUGGUUUUACUUUUUAAAAUUUAGACAGGAAAGAUUUUCAUUUUUUUCCAAGUAUAUUUUGUUUUCUGUGUGCCAAGUGACUCUUUGAGAGAAUACUGCAUCAUAUUUUGCACAAUAUGUAGAGUGUUACUGCGGUCGCUUGCUGCUGGAUCAAAUACAGUAAUUUGACAAAACCUAUACACCUCAGUUCAAGACAAUAAAACAGUUCAGACCUUU